Molecule: messenger RNA, 452 nt
Organism: Orussus abietinus
Lineage: Eukaryota; Metazoa; Arthropoda; Insecta; Hymenoptera; Orussidae
Product: COMM domain-containing protein 7
Exons: 2
Coding region: 95-319 (74 amino acids)
Source: RefSeq, a predicted model, not a curated record
AUAACAAUUGAUUAAAAGGUGUUGGCUGCUGAAAAUGUCAUCCCUGAAUUUAUUCAUGUAUUUAUGGCAAUGAAUUGGACUGGCUGAUCACAAAAUGGAUAUUGCUUUCAGUAAAAUUCUUGACGUUUCCUGGAAAUUUGGGGUGACCGCAGCAAGUAGCGAAUUGGAUAAAGCUGGAAAAAUGUUUUUCCAGCUCAGGCUUCUCAUAGAUACAGCCGGAAAGACUAGCAGCGUCUUUACGGAGAUGACAUUGACUGAAUUUUACAAAUUCUUCCAUGAUUUAGAAAAGGCAAAAAACAACCUGGAUUUACUAUCAUAAAAUAUACUCCGUGUAUUCAUUGUCUAUGUCUGAAAUUUAUAAUAGCAUUAAGAUUCUUGGUAUUGUAUAUAAUUAAGUAUAAUCUAAAGCUUCAUAUUUUCUAUCUAGCAAAUAACACUACAUGCACUUACUA